GGGAACGCCUAUAGUCCACUGUGGACUACAUUUCCCAGAAGGCCAAGCGGCUGUCAUUGCAUGCGCGGGCAGCGUGAGUUCGUCUUUCAAACCCGCCGCUGGGUCUAAGGUGGAACGAGCUUGGGUCGUUUUGUGGCCUGCUCUUGGCAGUUGUCCUUUUCUGCCGCUUGGAGAAGUAGCCUACGUUGCAGCGGGGGUGGAGGGGCUUAACAUCCAGCCUGAAUAAGAGUUUUGGGGAGCUUGAAACCUUUCUCACUACUCUGUGACAUUUUAGUUGGCCCUAAGAAAGAUAUUCCCCUACUACUUCCUUUUAUUAUUAUUAUUUUCUAAUUGAAAACUGCAAUUUUUACCUGAUUCACAUUGGUUAUUUUUUCUUUACACUGGCAUGAUUCCUUUAACUGCCUUUGAGUCACUUCAUUUUUUUCAAUAUCUGUUUGUUUUUCUUUGUUUUACAAGUCUCACAGGAUAGAGUCACUUCAUUUUAACCGCCUUGGAAUCAUUCUUCUAACAAUCUUGCAUCUCUUUGUUUUGUCGUAUUAUUGUGAGAUUUGAUGUGUGGCCUAUGGCUAUAUGCAAAAUCAAUUAAAAAGAAAACCUGUGAGAAAAUACACACUAUCCAUCAGUUGUGUAUAAUCACACACCUUCAUUUCAGUUCUUUGUGGUUUUUUAUAAAACAAAAUAACUUUCUCUGGGGAAAAUAUGGGCUUUCUUCAAAUAGCCUAUUAACUGAUAUUUUGAUACCUAUGUGGAAUGUGGGUGUGUAAAGUAUUGUGUGCACCUGCUGGAACAUGUUUUGUUAGGUAACUAGUGACGUAACAAUGGCAUUUACCAUUGCCUCCCACAGUUUAAGGUGGCAGGAGUUCACCAUCUGCACAAGCAUCAAGUGCUAUUCUGUGAGAAGGCUGUGAAAAUGUGCUCUAUCAUGAUUAGAGUUCCCAUUUCACCUAUAAACAUAUCCUGAGAUGUUGACAAAAACAUUCCUGUUGUGUGAAAAGGCCCUGGGCCUAGAACAGACUUCUGGAGAGGCAUGUUCUGUGUUUCAGUCCAAAACACGGGCAGUAACCUUUCUUUUGGCCUCUAUCUGAAGACCUGCAGCAAGACUCACACCCAGCCCAGGAGUGGAUGGAUAUCAAGGUUUCCUGUGGACCCUGGAGGGAUGGUUGGCUAUGACCCAGAUUCCGAGUGCAUAUCCCUUUCAGCAGCGGAAGUAGCAGCAGCAGGAUCUGCAUCUGGGCUGAUCACUCGGGUAAUGAUAAGCCCCUUUGAUGUCCUAAAGAUCCGUUUUCAGCUUCAGAUAGAGCAAAUUUCUCCUAGAAAUUCACAGGCUAAGUAUCAUGGUAUCUGGCAGGCCAUUUGCAGGAUUUAUCAGGAAGAACAGUUAACAGCUUUCUGGAAGGGCCACGUCCCAGCUCAGCUCCUCUCAGUCACCUAUGGGGGUGUGCAGUUUCUAAGUUUUGAGUUCCUGACAAAGCUGGCACACCAUGACACAUCUUAUGACGCCCGUGAUUUUGCUGUGCAGUUUGUCUGUGGAGGCAUCUCUGCUUGUAUUGCCACUGUGGCAGUUCAGCCCCUUGACACACUGCGUACCCGCUUGGCUGCCCAAGGCGAGCCAAAGGUUUACAGGAACCUCCGCCACGCUGUGGUGAGCAUGUACCAGAAUGAAGGGCUGCUGACUUUCUAUAAGGGACUCAACCCUACCAUCAUUGCUAUUGUCCCUUAUGCUGGCCUCCAGUUUUCCUUCUAUGGCCUCCUGAAGAGACUGUAUGACUGGAUUCUUCCCAGUGAAGGAAAGACAGCAGUCAGUGUUAAAAACCUUGUAUGUGGCAGCUGUGCUGGAGUCAUCAGCAAAACCCUCACUUACCCUUUUGACCUGUUCAAGAAGCGACUGCAGGUCAGUGGCUUUGAACAUGCCCGGAAAGCAUUUGGGCAGGUGCAGACAUACAGUGGUUUAGUGGACUGUGCCCGGCAGAUUGCACAGACUGAGGGAACCAGCGGGUUCUUCAAGGGCCUCUCCCCAAGCCUACUGAAGGCUGCAUUUGCAACAGGCUUCACCUUUUUCUGGUAUGAGCUGUUCUGCAGUCUCUUCCGUGCCCUGAAGGACUCCGACUCAAAGAAGCAGAAAGGCUGAUGCAAGCGAGAGCUGCUGUCCACCGUGAACAUGGUGGAAACAUAAUUCUUCAUGACUUGCCGUUGUAUUUUGGGGGUGGGAGGAAAGUGGGGUAGAGGAGAUGGUCUCUUUGCCAAAGCCCAGCUUGCACGCUGCUAAGGCACUCGGCCCAAACAGAAGGAGCUGGUCCUCAGGAGUUUCUGCCAAGAGCAUUGUGGCCUGUUCUUUCUGCCUGCGGCUGUGGCACCGAGUGCCUCCUGUCAUGUCUCUCAAGCAACAGCCAUGUUAAGCCUGGGAGGAGUUUGACAGGUAUCACCACUGAGGCUCUCUAACCUAGCUACGUCCAUUCAAAAUAGUGGGGAGUGUUUGGUUUGCUUUCCCUCCAUCUGCAAAGCUUUUCCAUCCUCUCAGGACUGGUACUGUUCUGAUUGCUCUGAAUCAGCUCCAGGUGACAUGCUGGCAUCCCCUUCAACACUCCAGGGACACAGUCUUCCUCCGAUUGCUCUGCAGUUGACAUAGUUGCUAGCCGGGCUCCCCCAGCAUUGCCCCUUUCUAGUGCUUAUGGUAAGCUAGAGCGGCAUGACUCCUGCUGCACCCCGGCACUCACACUACUUCUGUGGAGGGAGCACUUGCCUGCUAGUGGGCUACGCUGGUGGCUCAGCACGGGCAGUGUCACUGCUGCAGCCUGAACAUUGGUUGCCAUGUCAUUUCCAAUCCCUGCCCUUGCCUCUUGGUGUAUAAGAGCAUCAUUUCAACCUCUGAAAAAGUUGUUUACCUAACAUGCUCGAAAUGAAAGCAAGCCCUCAUAGCUGCCUUGGGGUACAUCUGUCUGGCAGUUCUGAAGAAGAGCAGACUUACUCCCACUAGUCAUCUUCCCUUGGAGCUAGUAGGUUCCUUGGUGAUCCCACUUUCCUCCCCACACAGACACAUGUGGACUGCUUGUCCAAACUGCAGCCAAUAUAGUCAUACACUAGACCCACAAAACAAAUCACCCAUAUUUUUAGAGUGCCAAUUUCUGCACUCUAGCUGUAACUCACAACUAUUGAAUCUAAACUAUGGGAAAUUGCCUUCUGGAUGCAUCACAGCCUUUUAGUUUUGAACUGUCUUAAAUAAUGAAGAAAAUGCCUAUUAAUUCUAAUAUACAGCAUUUUAAAAAAAAAUCUUCUUGGAGGUUCACCCUCAUCCCCACCCCCACAUUUUAAAAAAUGCAACAUUUUAAUUGCUGCUCUAAAAUCAUCAGCUCAGAAUCGUGUCAGUCAUUUAGACUAUGUCCAGGGUACUGGUGUGCUAAGGAUUGCUGCUGUGUUCUUGAAGGAGAGAAUCCAAGUACCAACUCACUGGUGUGUUGGCAAUUUUUAAUGAAAAUGGCACUGCAUAGUAGUAUUUAAGUAGGUUUGCUUGGAGGCUCCAUCCUAAUAAACUGGAUGCACUGAUGCUAAUUCAUUUUGUCUGCUAUAAGAGGUAUAGGCAGUUGCAGUAGUCCUAGUUCUCUCUUCAUUCUAUGGCCAGAAGCUUUUUUCUAGUUAGGAGCAGACUGCAACAAGAGUGUAUGGAGAGUAACAUUUUUGCAAGACACUAUAGCCUAAGUGGAGCAUGUACUGCAGAAGCAUGUCCCAGUAGUUUGGUGAGGGGGAGAAUGAAGUCCCUCCAUCCUCCCAAGUCGAGGAGCUGUCUGGGCUGGGAUCUGAAGCAAACUACCCAGCACAUAUCCUAAGCAAGCUGGUCCGCCUUCCAGCCUAUGAUCUCCCUUCAUACUGGGUCAUCACUGCCAACCUGAGAAGGAAAGCAGGUGGGGACAUGUUAAGUCCCACAGCACAAGACCUGGUAUAAGCAAGGUAUUUGGUCUGAAGACAAGAGCACUUAAUUUCUGCCAUUGUAUGAAAGGCAUUCUUGCAUAAUCUUCAAAGCAAGCAGGGCUGAUCUUAUUUCUGAGGCAGGCAGAUCACGCUGGAUCAGUAGAGCUCAAGUUCUAUGAGGAGCAUAGAAAUAGAAAUGGGAAAGACUUUCUGAUCACCUUGUACUUCUUUGAUCUGCAGGACAGGGUUCUUUCUUUCAUGCACUUUUAUUUAAUUGCCAUAUGCAAUAAGUCAUGUGAGAUUCAUAUUCCAGCUACUUUGUAUGGCUGGAAAAGAUGGACUGUCUAACCUUUGAAUUAUGAACACCGAAAACAAAGGUUCUGAAAUGUUUACAUUGGACAGGCUGUUUUUUGCAGUCCUUCCUUCCUUUUGCCUUCAAAGAUCUGGACUGACAAAUUAAUACAAACUCUUUCACAGCAUUUUGUAGGGGUGGAAUGACAUAUAACAGGGCAAGUGCAAGUUCCCAAACUUGUACUAUUAAUGUGGAGGUGGGGGUGCACAGAGGAGAAUUGGAAGGUGGGAGAUGCUUAAUCCUUUCCCUGCAACCUCUCCCCCUUGAUUUGUUUUGCUUGUUUUCCCCCCAGACAAGCUUUGGAAUGAGGCUGGCACAGUGGGGGAAAUAGCCUGGUGGGAGAGGUUGCAGGGGGAGAAUUGGUAGAGGGAAGAUUAAAAUGCAACCUACCACUCACACACUGAUUCUUCCCUGUAAAUCUCCCACCUCACCCAUCCAUGCACAUUACCACAGUCAUAUUGGCAAGGUAAUAUGUAGUUUGCUCUCAGAACAGAUUUGGGGGUCAGUGAAGAAACCAGCCCAAAGUGUGGUCACUUUCACAUUCAGCAGGUGACAUUUCUUGUAAUGCUGAAAGAGGAACUUGUACAUCUUUCCCAUGGUCUGAUGCGCAAACUAUCUUUGCAUCAAAGACAUGUAAAUCUGACCACAGGGAGAAGGAGGAGACUUCUUUAAUAGUCUCCAAAGCCACUCUCAUGUCUGGUUCUGAUGUGUCAACAGCAACCUAAAGAAACUCGGAAGAGACCAUUGGUUCACUUGCUGAUAUGUAUCUCUAGACUAGAGUUUAUGAAUAAAUUGGUUUAUCCCCUGACACAGGCCUGUGCCCUACAGCUCAACCUCCAAACUGCUGGGUUGUGUAGGUUUAAUUGAAUCUCGUGCCUUAUGCCACCUCCAUAUCAAGAUGCACUUUACUAAGUAGAGCCUUAGAUCCCAGAGGUUUACCAGGUCUCCUAACGCUAAUAGCUAAUAGCCCACCCAAAAAAACACAUUGGAAGCUAGAGUAUUUAGGACCUCCAUUGUUAAGAACUCUACUCCAAUAUCUCUAAUGCAUGUACUGUAUUAUGUUCAUUUCCAAUUGCUUAUCUGAUUUGCACAUUUAGGAUUUUGCAUUUCAGGAUGCAUGCAGAGAGAACUUGUGUGGUUGUGAAAAAGGGAAAAUGUUUCAGGAUUUAUUACUGAACUAAUAUUUAUUUUUCAAAUUACGUCAAAACUUAAUCCCUUGCAGCAUUUCUAGUCAUAUAAAAAUAUCUUUCUUAAGCACAGGACCCUUUAAGAAUUUGGACCAGCCUCAGUUUUUCAUUCUGUAUGGAACAUCUGCUUUUCUUGGAAGAAAUAUAAUAAACAUACUUAGCACAUA
Molecule: messenger RNA, 5609 nt
Organism: Hemicordylus capensis (graceful crag lizard)
Lineage: Eukaryota; Metazoa; Chordata; Lepidosauria; Squamata; Cordylidae
Gene: SLC25A19
Product: solute carrier family 25 member 19
Exons: 9
Coding region: 1028-2128 (366 amino acids)
Biological process (GO): thiamine pyrophosphate transmembrane transport
Cellular component (GO): mitochondrial inner membrane
Molecular function (GO): thiamine transmembrane transporter activity
Source: RefSeq, a predicted model, not a curated record